Symbiodinium sp. CCMP2592 is the source of this 1623-nucleotide messenger RNA. NCBI's taxonomy places the organism in Eukaryota, Dinophyceae, Suessiales, Symbiodiniaceae. The record is from the annotation of a GenBank genome assembly.
AUGGCUUGGUCGGGCGCGGAGCUUGCAGAUGGCAAGCAUGCCACACUGCUAGUGUGGGUUCUCUUUGGGCUGCACUUGCUGGUAUUCGGUCGCGAUGCCGCCGUGAAAUCGCAGCGGUGGAUGCGCGAGAGAUAUUCUUCCAAGGGCACCGAGAAGCCACAGCCACGCGUCGAUGAGGCGAUGAAGCUCCAAACAGAGAAGAACUUCUAUCUACAAAGCUGUUUGAUGCACCACGGGGCGGCGGUGUCGGUGCCUUUGCUGUGGCACGCACCGGGCGCACGGACACUUUGCUUUCUGGCCGGUAUCGCAUACAUCGUGCAUGGAUGCGUCAGCUGUGGGAGGAUAACCAUGACUGCCAGCAGAUCCCGCGUGGCCUUCGCCCUCGCUUACUGUGUGCUCGGGGUUAGCAUGUGGGAGACACGUGUCCUGCAGGGCCCCGAGGGCACGGUCGUACAAAAUAUCUACACUCUUUCAAGGAUGAUCUUGACCGUCGUGCAGAUCGAUGCUAGCCUGCACGUGCCCGCACAGUUCGGUCUUUCCGUGGUUGAAGUGCUUGGUGCAUUGCAGCUCAACGGCCUAUCAUCUCACGUGCUCUUGCUGGCUUGCAGCCAAAGCUUUGUGGCCCUUAGCUGCAUGGUCGUAGGCUCACUGCAAGAGGCUUCUCUUCGAGAAAACUUUAUGGCACAGUUUCGAUCGGAGGAUGCUGAGGCUAUGGUCCAGGGAUUCCGGCGCAUGCUGCAGGGACUUUGCGACGGCUCUGUGCUCUUGGAUGGCAGCUUGAAUAUCAAAAGCCAAAGCCAAUGUUUGAGCCGGAUGCUUUCGACAAAGGCAGAAAGCUUUGAAUCCAUGCAUUUCCCGCACCUUCUCGCGGAAACAGAAAAGCGAACCUUUCGUGACUUCAUCAAGGCAUCCGCCCAGAAUGCGGUAGAACAGGAAGGAACUCCACCUUGCAUGCGGGUGUCUUUGAAGGGCCGCGAGGAGAUCCCGCCAGUGUCCGUAGACCUCUUCCAUGUGUCGCUCUCCCAUCUCUAUGGCUCGGAUGACAGCUAUCACCUCUUGGCCGUGCGACAGGAUGCCGAGCGAGAGUAUUUCCCCGACGCCACGAGCUUUCGGCAUGAGCUGGUGAGGUCGAGCCUUGCACUUCGCCGACAGGGCCGACCUGCAACUUCGAUCACGUCGGAGGGCUCCGCAGCAUCGAUCCUGCAGACCUUGCCCCAGCUAAAAGAGAUGAUGCUCUUGGUGGAAGCUGCGAGGGAGCAUCAGGAUGUUUGCCAAGUGCAUCUGAACUACAAGGCUUCUUCUCCAGAGGAUCCUGAGAUGCCAAGCCUCCGAAAAUUUAUCCGCCCCACGGACUGGGAGUCCGUGCGUGCUCGAGUGCGGGGCUUCGGUGAGAAAGCGGCAAAGGAUCCCAACUUGAAGCCCAAGCACUUCAGCAAGACGGUUUGGUUCCGAGUGAUGGACCAGCCGGGGAGGUAUAUGCAGGCAAAAAAAGCCAAUCUCAAAGUGCACGACCGUGCGUCGGCAAGCAGUCGUGAGGACAUAAAGGUCUGGCUCCAUUUGUCCGACUUCGUCUUGACGGAGCGGCAGCAUGUUGAACCUGAGCUGGAGGACAUUGACGAGUGA